Molecule: messenger RNA, 1372 nt
Organism: Gossypium arboreum
Lineage: Eukaryota; Viridiplantae; Streptophyta; Magnoliopsida; Malvales; Malvaceae
Exons: 3
Coding region: 830-1183 (117 amino acids)
Biological process (GO): regulation of growth
Source: RefSeq, a predicted model, not a curated record
AGGGCUGUGAAGUAAUCAAAGUUACGAAUGCUCGCGAUAAAGUUUGAAACACUGAAUAUGCAGGAAAGUGAAACAAUUGAUAAAUUUUAUGCUAUUAAAGAUGAGUACUAAAAUUCAAAGGUCAUAAAGGUUUUCUUCUUUUAAGAAAUUAACAUGGUUAUUUAUUCUAUAAUAACAAUAUUUUUUUUCUUGAAAUUAAAUCCUUGACUCGAAUACGCUUGUGAUAUUAAGAUAUUGAUAUAUUAAAGGUCCAUUUGUUUGCUUGUAUUUGAUUUUCCUGAAAACAUUUUCAUCAUUUUCCACCGUUUGUUUGGUGGAAAAUAAACUUCCAUUGUAAGAGUUUUUCCAAAACAUAGGAAAAUAAGCCUUCUUUUGGGGGAAAUGUCUUACACUUUUUUUUUUUUUGUAAGACAUUUUCCAAAACAUAGGAAAAUUUUUCUCCCCUUUCCUCUUCCCUUUACCCUUCCCUUUGCCCUUUCCCUUGGGUUGCAAAAGAGAAAAAUUUUCUAAUAGAAAUUGAAGGAAGAGUCUGGAAAAGGCAAUGCUAAGCAUAUGUAGCAAGAAAGAUUCUCUUUUUUUUUAAUCUUUCAUUGAAUUUUUUUUUGUUGAUUCAUAAAGUGAAAAUUGCAGACAAAAACCAUAACCGAUGGACAGUGGAAGAUGGAGGAGAGGGGCAGUGUCUCAUGGAAUACUGCUGUUGUUAGCUCUUCACGCUGUAAACGAAUAUUACCGACUACCGUGAAAGCCGCUAGUCACCACCGUCUUCUCGCCGCCAACACUCUAAUUUAUCUCAGGCCUUUGUUCCUAGAUUUUCUCCUCCCUUUUGUUGAUGAGGUUUGGUUCAAUCCUCAUCUUUUCCUCAAGAAAUAGAAAAAAAGAGAGAAAGGGUAAAAUGAAAAUGGCGUCAGCUCAGGCCUUACCUUCUUCACGGAAACAAAAGCAUCUAGAAGCUGGGAAGCAUCGGCUGGAGGAAUUCUAUAAGAAAAAUGCAGCCGAGAAAGCCAAGAAGGCAGCAUCUACCUCCCAAACCAAUGUUUCUGAUGUUAGCUUAAAUGAAAAACAGCAAUUAGAAUAUCUUUUUGUUAACUUAAAUGAAAAACUCUGCUCAAUCUACCUCUCAAAGCUGAUUGUUGCUAAUGAGAAUAUCUUGGAGAAGAAGCAUGAUUUUUACUCUACCAAAUAGAAUGAGGAUUUUGUUGCUUUGGAGCAAGUAGUCACAUUUUCUAUUCUUGGGGUGCCACUAUGUCCACAUUUCUAAUAAUUAUUGUGUUUUAUGGUUCAUCCCUUGGGCAAUUUAUAGUGCUUGUAAUAACAAUUUCCUUACUAACACAAAUAAACAUUUUUUGAAGUGUACUUUUUGAUGUCUUAGAAA